AUUGCUGCCUGUUUUGGAUUUGCGCUCCUAGUUCAGCUUCCCCUCAUCUGCUAUCUGGUCAUCGAGAAGGUGGAACUUCCUAUCAUCUCCUGUGGGAUUGUACGUGCAAUGCGACGUUCAGAUGGUUUCCGUCUCGGGCACACGGAACAGCCGGAACAGCAGAUUUUGAAGAAUGAUGGCCUCAAAGAGAGCACCUACUUCAACUCUCGUGUUUCGCGACGACUCAAACUGACCCGUGGUCUGCUAAUGGUCAUCGUCACCUGCUCUGUAAUCAUGCUGCCUCUAAGUAUUGCUCAGGUCCUUUCCAUACCCUUUUUGCGUCACCCCACUUGUGUCUGCAUGGUCGAAUUUAUCACUUGUUUCUAUAUGGUGGCACUUUGA
Molecule: messenger RNA, 381 nt
Organism: Dibothriocephalus latus
Lineage: Eukaryota; Metazoa; Platyhelminthes; Cestoda; Diphyllobothriidea; Diphyllobothriidae
Source: the annotation of a GenBank genome assembly